Molecule: messenger RNA, 1470 nt
Organism: Gastrolobium bilobum
Lineage: Eukaryota; Viridiplantae; Streptophyta; Magnoliopsida; Fabales; Fabaceae
Product: probable purple acid phosphatase 20
Exons: 5
Coding region: 74-1363 (429 amino acids)
Molecular function (GO): acid phosphatase activity; metal ion binding
Source: RefSeq, a predicted model, not a curated record
UUCAAUCACGUUUAAAUAUACUCUUACUCUGAUUUUGACCCGAAACUCCUUUUUUCUUCCUUCAACGUUCGGGAUGCGAAUGCCAGGCCUUGUUCUCUUGCUCUUGCUCUCGGUAAUUGUCGGAUUCUACGAAUUCGACGGCGUUUAUUGCUAUAAUCGGCCACCACCUCGGAAAACCAUCUUUGUCCCACAUGACGAUGAUGACUCCAAUUCGCCACAACAGGUACACAUAUCUCAAGUGGGCCAAGACAAGAUGAGGAUAUCGUGGAUUACAGAUAGCCCAUCCUCUGCAAAAGUUGAGUACGGUCCAUCUCCUUCGGCUAACCAAUUCUCUGCGACAGGGACUACCACUUCGUACCAAUACAUUGCCUAUGAGUCCGGUGAAAUUCACGACGUCGUAAUUGGUCCCCUUAAUCCCAACACGGUCUACUAUUACCGUUUGGGUGACUCGCCUGCACAAUCCUACAAUUUCAAGACUCCACCCUCUCAAUUUCCAAUCAAGUUUGCGGUAGUUGGAGAUCUUGGACAAACAGAUUGGACUAGGUCAACCUUGGAGCAUGUAGGAAAGUCAAACUAUGAUAUGCUGCUAUUACCAGGGGACCUGUCCUAUGCAGACUUCAUUCAAGAUCGAUGGGACUCGUUUGGUCGUUUGGUUGAGCCAUUAGCGAGCCAGCGUCCAUGGAUGGUCACACAAGGGAACCAUGAGGUCGAGAAGAUUCCAUUGGUUCACCCUCACUCAUUCACAGCUUACAAUGCAAGGUGGAGAAUGCCAUUUGAAGAGAGUGGAUCAGACUCUAACCUUUACUAUUCUUUUGAUGUGGCUGGGGUUCAUGUUAUCAUGCUUGGCUCCUACACCGACUUUGGUGUUGGUUCUUCACAGUACAAUUGGCUUCAAGGGGACUUGCACAAGUUAAACAGGGGAAAGACUCCUUGGGUAGUGGUUCUGAUUCACGCCCCAUGGUACAACUCCAACACUGCUCAUCAGGGUGAGUCUGAGUCCGUUUCAAUGAAGGCUGACAUGGAAGAUUUGCUCUAUCAAGCCCGUGUUGAUGUUGUUUAUGCAGGGCAUGUUCAUGCCUAUGAGCGCUUUACACGGGUUUAUAAAGACAAAAGUGACAAUUGUGGUCCGGUGCAUAUUACCAUAGGGGAUGGGGGUAACCGUGAAGGCCUUGCCACCAAGUACAUAGACCCCAAGCCAGAGAUAUCAAUAUUCAGGGAGGCUAGCUUUGGACAUGGGAUAUUAGAGGUGGUAAAUGCAUCGCAUGCACUUUGGACUUGGCACAAGAAUGAUAAUGAAGAAGCUGUUGCUAGUGACUCUGUCUGGUUAACGAGCCUCUCCUCUAAUCCCGCUUGUAAAGUGUGAUACUUAAAAGAAAAUUACUUGCCCCUGUAACGGCAAGAUGGUAUUUAUAGGUGUUAUUUUGAUUUAUUAUUAUUAUUUAUCAUUAGAAGAAAUCACAUUAUCGAUAU